Molecule: messenger RNA, 4683 nt
Organism: Diabrotica balteata
Lineage: Eukaryota; Metazoa; Arthropoda; Insecta; Coleoptera; Chrysomelidae
Source: the annotation of a GenBank genome assembly
CCUGUCGAUAGUAAACAAAUAACCCUAACCCGAAUUCGGUGCCCGAAUCACUAAUGUCAAUGUAAAUGUAUGGGUCAAGUAGAUUACCGAAGUUCGGGCCCUUAUUUAAUUUUUUUCUUUAUUUGUUGACAGAACAUUCACAAAAUAGAUGAAAGUAACGCGAAUAAACACACAAAGCAACUAGCUGAUUGCACACUUCACAAUGGGUAAUUCUGGGCUCAAGCAACAUAUUGAAACCGCUCAAAAAACAGGAGUGCUCAAAGUCUCACAAGGAAAGCUAAAUGAGUUUCCUCCUGGAUUCAAACAAUUAGAAGGCAGCCUCAGAACCUUAGACAUAUCGGACAACAAGUUUGUAAUUUUACCAAAUGAAAUCAGUAGAUUUAUGCAGUUAAAACACCUUAAUUUAAGUAAAAAUAGGUUAGCAAAAAUCCCGGAUUGUAUAGGGGCACUAACCAAACUCGAAACUUUUAAUGCUAGUCAUAAUAAUUUAAGCUCGCUGCCGCGAACAUUAUCAAAUUUAAUCCAUCUAAAACAGGUAAAUUUAAGCGACAACCAUAUUAAAGAAUUCCCUUUGAUGUUCUGUGGUCUGAAACACCUCGAUGUUUUGGACUUGAGCAAAAAUGAAAUCACCUCUGUCCCUCCUGAUGUCUCAGGUUUAAAUGUAACUGAACUUAACUUGAAUCAAAACCAGUUGGCACACAUCUCUGGCCAAAUAGCUGAGUGUCCUAGGUUAAAAACCCUAAGAUUAGAAGAAAACUGUUUGCAGUUGUCUGCAAUCACUCCCAAAAUCCUCCUCGAUUCAAAAAUUUCAAAUCUCUCUGUCGAAGGCAACCUUUUCGAAGCAAAGGAAUUGUCUGACUUGAAUGGAUAUGAUGCAUACAUGGAACGAUUUACUGCUGUGAAGAAAAAAUUAUUCUAAUAUAUUAAAACUUAUCAGUUUUGAAGAAUGGAAGAGAAAACUUGAUAUUGUAUGAAUUUACCUGCUGCUAGUCAGUUAUUUAUAAAUAAAGUUUAUAUUUUCUUUGUAUAAUCAUUUUAAUUAUAUAAUAUACAUAAAUAAAUAUGUUGACAGUACUGCAAAGGGCUUGUCGUCUAUUUUUAAUGCUAUUAAAAAUGUUAUUUAACACAUUCAGUGUCAAAUAUUAGUGAUCUAGUUGUGAAUAUAUACAUAUAUAAACCGCUUAUAUUGUCGCUAAAAUCUAAAUACUAGUUUAUGUUACACAUCAAUUAAAACUUCUCACUAACAUUGGGACCGUUUAUUUAUGAAAAAUAUACAUUUGAAAUGGAAGUAAAAAACAGAAAAUUAUACAGACAGCAUAUCCAUGAUUUUUACUAAGUUAUAAAAAAUUUGUACUGAUUUGUAUGACAUAAGCUUUAUCUAUAGAUGUGGCACUUGGUAAGAUGUAAAAUUAAACUCGUUUUUUGGAAAAAAAAUAUUAUACAUAUGAAUUUGUAUGCUUUUUACAUUUUAUUAAUGCUAAAAACUGUGUGGGACCCAUUAUACCACAAAAGCUUUGGCACUGAAUGAGUUAAAAAAUAAACACAGCAAAAGGCUGUUUUAUAGACAAUACAAACAUUUCACAGCCUAUUUUCAUAUCUAAUUUUUGAUAUUCGAUUGUCUAUUUGUUUAUAUAGUUUAUUAUUAAUUAUUCCUCAUAAAAAUUUGUCAAACAAUUUUCACACAAUGUCUUUUACAUAUUGUAAUAUCCUUUAAGUCAGAAGAAAACUGUCAGAUCUCACAAUAUAUCAAUUAAUUGUACAACAUAGGUUGAGGCACCCUAAAAGAAAUAAAAAAAAAAACAUAUUAAAUAUCUUCAAGAUAUAUUUUUUGUGAGAAAUGUGUAUAAACAUAUAUAAAUUUUUAUUCUAUGGGGGACAUCUCCAUAUCAUAUUAUUAUCAUAUCGUAUAGCUAUCAUCAUAUCAUAAAGCCAACAUCUGAGAUUGAAGACAUUUUCAGAAGAGCCCCGAUUCAUCUGCUUUAUAAAUUUAUUCAUAUUUCAUAACAUUUUAAUAAAGAAACUGUUCUAACUCACUUUUAAAUUCCUCAGCUCCAUGUUUUGAGCUUCUCUCAAUAACAUAAUAACAUGAUCAACUUAACAAAUUGUGAACUAACUCUAAAUCAUAACACAAGUACAUUAACAACCCCCUUCCAUCACUGCCCAGCAAUCACAGUCAAGAUCUUUGUUUCACCACACAACAAACUCUACAGACGUCUUAUGCUUUGAGAACAUUAUCCAAGGUGUUGAUAGUAGCACUGUCAUAGUGUUGGAUAAUGCAUCUAAUCACAGUUGCCUUUUUAAACACAUUCCAACAAUGACUGAUCGAAAAUUCUUUAAGCAGAGCUAAGAGAAAAAUGCAUUCUAUUUACACAAGAUAUGGCCAAAGCAGAAUUAUUAUUCAAGGAGCAUUGUCAAUAUACUGUUGAUUCAAAGUUGAAUUCAAGUGAGAUAAAUUGGGCUCAAGUGGGGGAAUAUGGGCCUAGAAGAUUUGGGAGAACAGUGUUGUCCAUGUAUUCAUAAUCGCCAUCAUCAUUUUCGGAUUAUUUAUUCAGUUAUUUAUUAAAAUUUCUAAAAUACGGAAAAAAAACAUUCAGUGUAUCAGUUAUUUAACAAUUAAUUAUCCAAACAAAUUAUUUAAAGCCCAUCAGAUUUACAACUACUUCAUUCUGUGCACAACACUGUACUUCGAAUCUGCCUUGGAGCCUUCAGGUCGAGCCCUACAGAGAGUUUAUACAGAGAAGCUAAUGAACUUCCCCCGUUACAGGCUAUGUCGCCAGUAACUCCUUUUAAAAUAUUCGUCUCGAAUUUUAGCUAAUACCGAAAAUCCAGCCUAUAAAUUACUAAGUAAUGACCUUUUCAACUCUCCUUCUCCUAUUAAACUUUAAUCUAUGUCACAAUAUCUCUCACCACAUCUGAGUAACAUCGAUCUUUCAGCCACAACUCCAAUAUUAAUUUCUUCUAAACCUCCCUGGAAUAAAUUGAAAGCAGAUUUUAAUCUCUCGUUAACUAAUUAUGAUAAGCACAGACAAAUCCAUAAUUUCUAAGGCAAACCUUUAAAGAAUUAAUUGCUAACAAUAGAUUUGACCAAAUUGUAUACACAGAUGCUUCUAAGAGUCCUAUAACUGUUGAAUGUGCUGUUACUUCAAACAUAGGUUUAAUCAUAUCUUGUAAUCUUCUGCUCUUCUGUCGCAUACAUACUGGUGAAUUAUUCUGUAUUCCUUAUGCUACAAACUUACUAUCACCAGAAUAUAAAAAAGUAGCAAUAGGGGAAAUGUGCAUAUGAUUGACCCCUUAAGGAAAAAGCUCCAUAAUAAUUUUAAUUAUUUGCGAAUUUAAUUAUUUUAAAUAUGCGAAAAUAGUUCGUUACAGUAAAUGCAACUGCAUCGUCCGAGUUGUCUUCUUCAAAAGAAGAUUCACAAUCGUCUUCAGAACUGUUUUUAGUUGAAAUACGAACUUGCCUUUUCAUUUUUCUUGCGUCUUGUUUUCUUUUUUUUUUUGUUUCUUUUUCUGCAAUUUUUUGUUUUAUAUCAUCAAUUUCUGACGUUGAAUUUAAAUAUCCUGUUUUACCCCAUUUUCUACCCCUUUUCUGAGUUACUUCAGAUACUCCAGCUAAAGGAGGAGGACGAAUAUCUUCAACCGAAAUGUUUAGGAUUGACGAUGGCGUUGAUUUCUGAUCAGUGAUUUUUGAUAAACCUUCAGUCAAAGAAACAUAUUGGUUCAGAUGUUCCGGUAGUGAGUUCUCAUCAGAACAUCCUGGUAGUGGAUUUUGUUCAUAAUUUUCUCUAUCUGUUGUUAUAGACGUCAAAAAUUGCCAAUCCUCGAAGACAUCUAGAUUGAACGGUUCUAUUCCUGUCUUUUACAAUGCAUUUAUUGCAUUUGAUGGAAGAGCACUUUUUAAAUAGGCUCUAUUAAAGAUACUGACUACUUUAAAUUGGGUAACUGUUUUACCUGGAUUCUGUCGCAGUCAUAAUUGAAUUUCUUGGCCGUUAUUAUUCUUUUAAUAAAACAAUUUUAUUGGAUCAGCAACGUCAAAUUUUAAUUUUAUUUCACAAAUUUACCGUUGUAACCGCCACGGAUCUGAAACUUUGCAAAUGCUAAACUAAAAACUUCGUGCGCAAGCGGCAACCGGCGAUGUGCAUGUAACCGCGCCAUAUUUGAAAUUACAGCAGGGGGUCCAACAUAGGCACACUUCCCCUACCUAUUUUCAUUUUUUUUUUUAAAUAAAUUUUACAAAUGAAUAAAAUUUAUGAAAUGUAAAUUUCAUAAAUGAAACUGCCCUGAUAAAUCUAAAGAAUUAAGAAUUCGUAUAAUUUUAAUAUGCUAAAAUGCAUCGACAAUACGUCUGUUAUUACAGCUGGCUCACUGUAAAGGGCUGCAUAUUACCUAUUCACAUUCACGGGGAGCUAUUAAAAUGUUAUGAACCGAUAUUAUUUUGAUUUUCUUAUUAAUAAACGACGUUUUUGAUUUACACCUCAUACAAUUAGUAGAUCAAGUUACAUUUUAUGAGUCACCCUCCUCAAUUUUUCGUCAAGAGUUCAUACAAACAACUAUUUUAUAUAAAAGAACGUUGUGAAAAUUGUUUAUAAUUUUUUAAACUAUUAAUAAGUAAUACUCAAUCAAUUAUCCGUAAAAGACAAUUAAAAUCAAUGAAACAAUAUAUUUUUCAAUAAAAUUUGUAAUAUG